UGAGGUAAUGCCAUCCUCCUAUUAUACUGAUCUCCCUGAUGAGAUACAGGACAACUGGGAUCCAGACUCUCAUGUAUUUAACCCGGAGGUGUCUCCCCCUCAUAGUCUAUCCUCUAAAAGCCCGGCUAAAACGCGGAUGAAAUAUGACCAUUCAGAGCAAUCCCCUGUAAUUCCUGCGACAUCAUCAAGCCAGGACCAGGUAGGCCUUAAAGUGGCAUCAUCAAUAGCCUGUUAUCCUACCUCAGGCAAACCGGUCCUUGAUACUACCAUGAAGGAUAUGCUUUUAUCCCUUCAAUCGUCACUUAUGGUGAAUAUAUCUGCUAUGCUCAAUAACUUUUCUAUUGAAAUGAAAGGUUUGGGAGAGAGGGUCCUCCAUGUAGAAAAUAAGAUUGAGAAACAAUCAAAAACUGUGAACAAUUUGGUUAACGCAUAUAGAGAUCAAAUGGAUGAUGCAGAUUGGAUGCGUGCUAAAAUCGCGGAUUUGGAAGAUCGCUCUAGGAGGGAAAACAUUAAACUGAGGGGAGUUCCUGAAUCUAUUGCUCAGGCAGAUCUACAAAAGUAUGCGGGAGACAUGAUAAUGGUCUUGUUACCGGACAUAUCCCCAAUAGAAAGAAUGAUUGACCGUAUACACCGCAUUCCUAAACCGAAACACCUGGACGCAUCCGUCCCACGCGAUGUUCUCAUGAAAAUAAAUUUUUUCCCUACUAAAGAGAAAUUGCUGACCAGAGCUCGAUCCCAACCUGAACUCCCUGCUCCUUAUAAGGAGGUUCAUAUGUACGCUGAUUUGUCAAAAUAUACUCUCAAUAUGAGAAGGCAGCUGAAAACUGUCACAAAAGCUUUAAACAACCAUAAGAUCCCAUAUAAGUGGAGACAUCCUGCUACAUUGCUGAUAACAUCUAACGGGAAAACCAUCAUCAUAUCCAAGCCUCUGGAUGGACUUCGCUUGCUGCACUCGUGGGGCAUUCUCCCUAAACUAUCUGAUGAGGAAAGACGGGCUAUGGACGGUAUACAUCUUGGUAAAGGAAGCAACACAGCUCAUCACAUCCCUGCUGCAAAGUAAUACAUUGAAGAAGUAUUUGUUGAUAUUUUUCACUGCAACAAUGUUCCCUGGAUGCCAGUCUUUACAUCCUUUGCUGUUUGAACAUUACCCUGUUAUAGUGUCGGGUUACUAAUAUCACCCGACAUUAGUUGCAUUUGACACUUUUGUUCUGGUAUUGCUCUAUCCAAGUUUGUAGGAUAUAUUUCUGUUUAAGCAUAUCUUGCCUUGAAUAUCCUACUUCCUUGGUCCUGUUCUGAUUGAGCAACUCACUGAUACCUAUUUUUUAUUAUAUUUGUGUGCCUUUUUUUUUUGUUUGUUUGUUUUGUUUUGCCCUGUGUUUUUGUGUUUUUCUUUUUCUUUUCCCCUUAUCAUUCUAGUAUAUAGUGUACUAGGUAGUUAUUUUCUGCACACUACUCCCAAAAUUUGAACAUCAUCGGCACAUUCCAGCAGCUUCUACACGCUAUUCACAAUGUCUAUCAAUUUUCUUUCACUUAAUGUGAAGGGACUGAACCACCCAGCAAAACGUUCUUCGCUUUGGAGAACUGCUAUCUCCCACAAAUGCGAUGUACUUUGCGUGCAGGAAACGCACUUUGCUCAAGGGGCGACCCCCCAAUGUAACAAUAGAUCCUUUCCCUAUGUUUUUAAGGCUGACUUUUCUAGAAAACAAAGGGGUGUCUUGAUUGCCAUCCGUGA
Rana temporaria (common frog) is the source of this 1732-nucleotide messenger RNA. RefSeq lists its product as uncharacterized. The transcript is spliced from 2 exons. Gene Ontology annotation, biological process: retrotransposition. Gene Ontology annotation, molecular function: single-stranded RNA binding. Bases 8 to 1060 code for a protein of 350 amino acids. Lineage: Eukaryota; Metazoa; Chordata; Amphibia; Anura; Ranidae. Gene Ontology annotation, cellular component: ribonucleoprotein complex. The record is from RefSeq and is a predicted model, not a curated record.